Messenger RNA from Yarrowia lipolytica CLIB122, 372 nucleotides. RefSeq lists its product as uncharacterized. NCBI's taxonomy places the organism in Eukaryota, Fungi, Ascomycota, Dipodascomycetes, Dipodascales. The record is from RefSeq and is a predicted model, not a curated record. Gene Ontology annotation, biological process: transmembrane transport. Gene Ontology annotation, molecular function: transmembrane transporter activity. Gene Ontology annotation, cellular component: plasma membrane.
AUGCUCGAUUACGAAGCCAUUCCAGGCACCAUUUCUUUCGUGGACAGCUCGCAAUCUGACAUUGUUCUCCACCCUACUCCCUCAUGUCACCCCGAUCAUCCUCUCAACCGGUCCUACCGACGUAAACUACGAAUGUUCAGCAUGGUCACGUAUACCGUUGCAGUGACAGUCCCCUCUGCCUCCAUAUACUCGGUUCUCACCUCCAUCUCUCAUAGCACAGGUCUCCCUCUGGCGACUCUCAACCAGGGAACAAGCUACAUGUUUCUCUUGUUUGACCUGGGUUGUAGUAUUUCGCAACCUCUUUCUCAUCAGUUUGGCAAACGACCCGUCCACCUGGUUGCAGUGCUAGGAACCGCCCUCAUUCAGUUGUGA